Molecule: messenger RNA, 1167 nt
Organism: Saccostrea echinata
Lineage: Eukaryota; Metazoa; Mollusca; Bivalvia; Ostreida; Ostreidae
Product: phosphonoacetaldehyde hydrolase-like
Exons: 2
Coding region: 59-904 (281 amino acids)
Biological process (GO): organic phosphonate catabolic process; DNA repair; dephosphorylation
Cellular component (GO): cytosol
Molecular function (GO): phosphoglycolate phosphatase activity; phosphonoacetaldehyde hydrolase activity
Source: RefSeq, a predicted model, not a curated record
UACCAUAAGAUAGCUGAAGUGCUCGGAUUGAUUAAACUGGUGCAAAAUCGCUUUGAAAAUGUCAGGAAGAUAUCGUUUUAUGCGGUCCUAUGUGGGUCCGGUGAGGGGAGUAAUUUUAGACUGGAGCGGAACCACCGCCGAUAAGUAUGUCCUGGCCCCAGCUGUGGUGUUCUGUGACGUGUUUCAGAAGCACAAAGUUCCGAUAUCAAUGCAAGAAGCAAGGAAGCCAAUGGGAUUGCGUAAGGACCUUCACAUCAAGGCUAUUACUGAAGAUCCAGAUGUUAGAGAAAGAUGGACCAAAGUUUAUGGGAAGGAACCGGACCAAAGAGAUGUAGACAAUAUGUUCAAAGAUUUUGUGCCGAUGCAACUGAGUUGUCUUCGUAGGUAUACCGAUCUCAUUCCCGGAACGACAGAGGCGGUUAACAUCUUGAAGAAGGAGUUCGGUUGUAAAAUUGGCAGCACUACCGGGUUUUUACGCUCAAUGGUGGACGUACUUGUGGAAGAUGCUAACAAGCAAGGAUAUUACCCGGAUGUUACUGUUGCCGGCGAUGAAGUUGCGCAUGGCGCCAGGCCAAAGCCUUUCAUGGUUUACAAGAACAUGGAUCUUUUGGACGUCCAUCCCAUUCAGUCUGUUGUUAAGGUAGAUGAUACGAUUUCUGGCGUUGGAGAGGCGCUUGAAGCAGGUUGUUGGGGAGUGGGUGUGGCUAAAUACAGCAAUUAUAUGGGAAUAGACAGUUUUGAAGACGCCGAAAAACUUACCAAAGAGGAGGAGAAAAUUCGUUGUGAAAAAAGUAGCGAAAUGCUUCGGGAAACAGGUGCUCAUUAUGUCAUAGACAGUAUCAAAGAGCUUCCUGAAGUAGUUGAAGACAUUAACAGAAGGUUGGCACGAGGAGAAAAACCAUAAAGGAAUUUGAAAUGCCUUUGAAAUAUCUAGAUCGGUCGAUUUAUUGUACAAAAAUACGAUACUAAAUACAUGAGAUAUUAAUACAUGUAUUUGUCAGAUAUAGUAACUUAGUGUUGCAAUGAAUUUUUAAACAUCGAAACGUGUAAACUCGGAAAAGUUUUCCAUGGUGUAUAGAUCCGUCUGCACAUGGCGCACAUGAUCUGCAGUUACCGUAUGUUCCAUUUGAAACAGUAUAUGAAAAUAAAUAUUGUUUUUCAUUGUCA